Messenger RNA from Clonostachys rhizophaga, 963 nucleotides. The record is from the annotation of a GenBank genome assembly. NCBI's taxonomy places the organism in Eukaryota, Fungi, Ascomycota, Sordariomycetes, Hypocreales, Bionectriaceae.
AUGUCGAGGAAAAUCGUUACCGUCGUCGGCUCUACCGGCUCUCAGGGUGGCUCAAUCGUCAGGGCUCUGCUCCAGGACACCGCGUAUACUGUCAGGGCUGUUACAAGAAACCCCAAAAGCGCUGCGGCCCAAGAGUUGGCCAACCUCGGUGCCUCCGUGGUGCAGGCAGACGUCAAUGACUAUGAGUCGCUUGUCCGAGCCUUCUCAGGCUCCCAAAUCGUUUUCGGCGUCACUAACUUCUACGAGAGGUUCGGGAGCAUCGGUGCCGAGGAGGCAAUUGAGAUUGAAGUUCAACAGGGAAUCAAAUUGGCCAACGCAGCGGCGGCAACAACAUCUCUUGAGCAUUACAUCUGGUCCACCCUCCCAAACACUCGCAAGAUCUCCAACGGCAAGAACGUGGUACCGCAUUUCGACGGGAAGAAUACGGUGGAUGAUUACAUUAAGUCCAACGCCUCUCUGUUGCAGAAGACGACAUUCCUCUGGGUCGCUUUCUACGCAACCAAUAUCCUGUUUCCCGUAUUCCAGCCAUUCAACGUUCCCACUGCCGGCCCUGAUAAGUUCAUUCAGCUUCAGGCUACACCCGAAUCUGUUUCGAUCAAAAGCAUCGGCGACGCAAAAGCAAACGUUGGCCGCUUUGUCAAAGCCAUCAUCGAGAAGCGAGAGCUGACAUUGCCCGGAAAGUUCGUCCUUGCCGAUGUCGAAGACUUGACAGCCGGCGAGUUUCUAUCUCGCUGGGCAAAAGCGCAGAAAAAAGAAGCUAGAUACAUUCAAGUGGAUAAGGAAACGUUCUGCGAAACUUGGCCGAUGUGGGGUGAGGUGAUGAACAAGAUGAUGACAUACUUCGAACAGGCGAAGGAUAAAAGCUGGAGUGGGGAGGAGGGAAUUCUUACAAAGGGAGAACUUGGUGUCACGGGACUUGUUAGCACUGCCGAUGCUUUUUCGAGGUUGAAUGGCCACGAUUAA